AUGGGAAAGUACUUUCGGCACGAGAAGGCAACGGCUGAUGAGACCGUGGAAAUGAAACCGGAACCACUCGAAGCUCGCACUCCCCUCCCCGUGAACAGUCUAGAUGCGUGUCUGGCCGGUGGCACUCUCACCGUGUCCACUCCGACCGAACUGGCCUCUCUCGCAUUCAACCAACUCCCUCCGCUACUCCCAUUCAUGUCGCAUUCCUCCUCACUGGGCAGCUCCGGUCCCACCAUGGUCAGUAGUAGUCCGAUCGUGAAGUUGGGCGGUGUUCGCGGUUCCGGCACAACCACAACAACCACCGUCACAUUAGACGGGACCGGGGCAACCGAAUUGGCCAGCUCUUCCUCGUCCAAAUCCACCCCCGGUGGGAGUGGACCUUAUCGAUGCAGAGAUUGUGAUAAAGAGUUCCGUAUUCUACGCUAUUUGGAAAAGCAUCGACGUAUUCACACGGGGGAGAAACCGUAUCAAUGCUGCUAUUGUGGUCGCCAAUUCAACGACUGGCCCAACAUGAAUCGGCACAAACGCAUUCACACGGGUGAGUUCGGCGUGACACUCUUUGACGAAUGA
Echinostoma caproni is the source of this 570-nucleotide messenger RNA. Lineage: Eukaryota; Metazoa; Platyhelminthes; Trematoda; Plagiorchiida; Echinostomatidae. The record is from the annotation of a GenBank genome assembly.